Impatiens glandulifera is the source of this 1850-nucleotide messenger RNA. RefSeq names its product pentatricopeptide repeat-containing protein At1g60770. The transcript has 2 exons. Gene Ontology annotation, molecular function: protein binding. The record is from RefSeq and is a predicted model, not a curated record. Lineage: Eukaryota; Viridiplantae; Streptophyta; Magnoliopsida; Ericales; Balsaminaceae. The coding region runs from base 95 to 1567 and encodes 490 amino acids. Gene Ontology annotation, cellular component: mitochondrion.
UCCUUCCAUCAACAGCCGCCAUUUCAUUUCUCUCUUCCAUUUUUUCUUUGAUCAGAGCUUUCAGUAGCAGGGUUUGAUCAAUAGGUCAAGCGCAAUGUCGUUUAUGCAACAGUUUAGGGUUAAGCAGAGCGUGGUCAAGCGCUCGAAGAAAUACCUCGAAGAAGCUCUUUACCGCCGCCUCUUUAAGGAUGGUGGAUCCAAGGUUUCCGUCCGUUACCAGCUUCAUAAGUUCCUCAAGACUAGGAAAAGGGUCUAUAAAUGGGAGGUCGGCCACACCAUCAAGAUCCUCCGCCAACGCCGCCGUUUCUUCCCCGCCCUAAGGCUUUCGCAAACUAUGGAGAAGAGGGGGAUGAACAAGACAGUCAGCGAUCAAGCUAUGCAUCUAGAUAUUGUUGCCAAAUCAUUAGGAAUCGAUGCCGCAGAAGAUUAUUUUAUUGGCCUGCCAGAAGCAUCAAAAAAUCAUCUGACAUACGGUGCUCUUUUGAAUUGUUACUGCAAGGAAUUAAUGUCUGAAAAGGCAGAGGAUUUAUUUAAAAAGAUGAAAGAACUGGAAUUCAGUUUGAACGCCAUGCCUUAUAACAGCAUGAUGACCCUCUACACAAAAACAGGUCAGCUUCAAAAGAUCCUAUCUAUGAUCGAAGAAAUGAAAGCCAAUGACAUAACGCCCGAUAUAUUUACUUACAACGUCUGGAUGAGAGGUCUUGCUGCCGAUAAUGAUAUAUCUGGCGUUGAGAGGGUAAUUGAUGAGAUGAAGAGAGACAAUAGGGUGGAGGCUGAUUGGACAACUUAUAGCAAUUUAGCGUCGAUCUAUAUAAAUGCUGAUUUGUUUGAGAAAGGAGAGAAAGCUCUCAAGGAGCUGGAGAAGAAAAAUGCACGUCGCGACCUUUCUGCUUACCAGUUUCUGAUCACACUGUACGGUCGAACUGGUAAUUUGCUAGAAGUUUAUAGGGUUUGGCGAUCAUUGAGGCUGGCUUUUCCGAAAACUGCAAACAUUAGUUAUCUGAACAUGAUUAAGGUGUUGGUUAACCUUAAAGAUCUUCCAGGUGCGGAAAAAUGUUUCAGGGAAUGGGAGUCGAGUUGCUCGGUUUUUGAUAUUAGGAUUGCGAAUAUCCUUAUAGGUUCUUAUGUGAAAGGAGGAGAGAUAGCGAAAGCUGAAGAGCUCAAAGAGAGGAUGAAAAGAAGAGGGUGUAAUCCCAAUGCUAAAACAUGGGAAAUCUUGACGGAUUAUUAUUUGGAGAAAGGGAAUACUGAAACUGCUGUGGGUUGUAUUGGGAAAGGGAUUAUGGCAAGUCGAGGGGAAGGUGGCAAGUGGGUUCCAUCCGGUGAAACAGUCGAAAGGGUGAUGGGGCAAUUUGAGGAAAAGAAGGAUGUGAAUGGGGCAGAAGGGUUUUUGCAGAUUCUGGAAAAGGAAAAUGAGAAGAUGGAGGAGAAGGUUUUCGAGACACUGUUGAGAAUAUAUGCAGGGGCUGGUAAGAAGAACCCUACUUUGCGCAGGAGAAUGAAGAUGGAGAAACUGCAACUAAACGAGGAAGCUAUGAAGCUGCUGGACUCUGUCUGUGUUGAAUGAUCUCGGAAUUCUGCAAAAGAAUGUAUGGAAAAUAAAAGAGAGUUGUCCCUUCAAUUCAUUCCAUUAUAAAUGGUCUAGAUUGUUCACUAGAGAUAUUUGAAGGUUGAUGGGAUUCUCUGAUUUUUAUUCCUCUUGGGGGUACAAUGGUUUAUCAUGUUUAAAAAUUCAAAGGAAUGGUACUAAUUCCUAAGUUCACUUAAUGUAGAUUUUGAUUUAAUGACAUUUUCUUUUUAGAAAACAUAAAUUUUUAGUUAUUUUUAUAAAAUCUUACAUUUCAAUUUCA